GUUAAAGUGCCAAUCAACAAUCGUACGCCGCACACACAACAAAGAAGCGGCUAUUUCCCGCUCGCUCCCAUUUUUCUUCCCCAUCCCGAACAAUCUCCGACGAUGGCUCCAAAAUCUGACAGCACCGAAGGAAUCGUGCUCAAUUUCGUGAACGAGCAAAACAAGCCUUUGAAUUCGCAAAAUGUGGCUGAUGCGCUCCAAAAGUUCAACCUCAAAAAGGGCGGUAUUCAGAAAGCUCUGGAUACUCUAGCUGACAGUGGGCGGAUCUCAUUCAAGGAAUAUGGCAAACAGAAGAUAUAUCUUGCUCGCCAAGAUCAGUUUGACAUUCCUGAUAGUGAAGAGCUUACUCGGAUGAAAGAAGAGAAUGCUAAGCUCCAAGAAAUGAUUAGUGAGCAAAAGAAAGAACUCAGUAAUAUUGAAGGAGAAAUCAAAGCUCUGCAGUCAAAUUUAACAUUGGAAGAGAUACGGGCCAGAGAAGCAAAACUCAGAAAGGAGGUAGAAGACAUGGAAGUGAAACUGGCUAAGUUAAGGGAGGGUGUUACUCUUGUUAGUCCUGAGGAGCGAAAAGCUGUGGAAGGAAUGUUCACAGAGACGAUGAAUCAAUGGAGAAGACGCAAGAGGAUGUUUAAAGAUUUAUGGGAUGCUAUAACUGAGAAUUCACCAAAAGAUCUUAAAGAAUUCAAGGAAGAACUCGGCAUAGAGUAUGAUGAAGAUGUUGGAGUAAGUUUGCAAUCCUUUGAUAAUUUAAGGCAACAAGGAACAAAACGCACCAGAGGCCUGUGAUUUUGAAUCACAAGAUUGUGGAGUUGUUAAUAUGAUGUUAUUUCGGCUGGUUUGUUAUAGUUGGUAAAAUAUGGUAUGUGUGCUCACAGCUGCUCUUUAAAGCUUUAGUUACCUUCAUGUGUAUAUUUUCGCUAUUGCAUUUGAAGUGAAAGACUCAAAUCCAGUUGUACUAAUCAAGCGUUAAAAUAUGUCUAAGCUUCUUUACCUAGUGUAGUAUUGCAGUUUCAAAAAAAAAAAAGUGUAGUAUUGCAAUGACCAGAAAUCUGAGGUUUAUUUGCACAUUACUUGGUGAAUCAAAAAUCCAAAGAAAUUAUUUCCUGAUCUACAAGGUGAGUGAUUACUUUUUACCUAAGUGUUCAUUUUAUAUCUUGAUAUGAUGCGUUUGUAUAUCGACUGUUCUGUAUGCGGUCACCUUGCUUGCUUUACUGAAGUUGGAUCACCAUUAGAAGAACAAGUAUGUCUGCCAUGAUUUUUGUGUUAGGUACGGCAGUUGCCGUAAGCUUGCUCCUAUUCAAGAAUAUGCCCAUGAUGAGACAGAUAUUUCCCAUCUUGAACUUGUUCUUUUUCAUAGAUUACAAAUUUUACUUACCUAAAGUACCUUUGAUGGAUGCACUCAGGCUUCAGCAAUCUCCAUAGCAUACUAGCAUGCUUUAUAUAGUUGUAAGCUUUAUAGACAAAAAAGUAACAAAAUUGUACAUAGAAAGCUCUUCCUGAAAAGGCAUAUAACAAUGAAAAAACACAAACAUGAAUACUAUAACAUACAACAGAAGUCUGCCUCCGGUAUAACAUUAUAAUCUCUAAAUGCCCAUUGUCACCUGCCAUAUGUCCUUCUAGUCCUGACAGAAAUAGGCCUCUUCUCCACCUUCAAGUCCCCCACCACUCCGGUCGUCAACUUCUUUGGCACCUGUUCCAUCUUGAAUCUCGCUGGAGGACCUGAAGCGACUUGCUCAUGAGAUGGAGAGUAAGAUUUUCUGUAGCUUUCUUCAGAGGCAGUUCCUUCCAAGGGAUCUGGAGUUUUGGAAUCCAAAACAUCCCUCCUGUGUUGCAAUCUUUGUGUAGUUUCUCCAUCAAAAUUACGGUUUAUUCGCAGACUUACGCUCCUCAUGCCAUGUGCCUCAUCAUCACUUUCAUCAAAAAUAAUAUUCUGGUUUUCUAUUUUCCUCGGCAGCUCGUUAUGUACGACUCUUUCAGUUUCAUUCACAGUGUUUUCAAAUGAUUCUGCGCUGGAACUGGAUAAGGACCUCUUAAGUUCCCUUCAUCCUUGCCUCCCUUGAAUUGUUCUGCUUUGACCAUCCCUUCAAAUUUAGAAGCAUCUUUCUCCUUUGAUUGGAUUUUUUCAGACCUUGUUCUAGCAUUAUGUUCCUCGAAAUCCCUUAAAUCACUUUGGGAAUUGGAUUUAGCUGCAUCAUUCGGGGAAUAGACUGCAGGCUGUAGCUUUGGACCUUUUGGAUUAUGAGGAUCUUGCGAGUCAGAUCGUGAAAGCUGUACAGCUGCUCUUGCAGCAGCGGCUGCAUAAGCUGCUGAUUCGAAUGCUGCUUGUGCAGCAGCAGCUACAUCCUUGUACUCGGUCCUCAGCCUCACUGACUCGGUGAAUUCCUCAAGUCUUUCUGCGUCUAUGGAGUGACUUGGUGUUCUCUGUGUAGGCUGAUCUAGUCCUGAAUCAGUCCGUCUUGGCUCCUGCAAAUCAACAGGGCUAACUAUUAGAUUGUAGUUUCGCUUUCUAACAAUUAACUUAAUACAUUUAGAUUUUUUGACUCUUUUGGCUUGAAAUAGUAGUUUGUACCUCAGUUCUCUCUAACUCCACAUCUUCAAGUUCCAGAAUGAUGCUGUUCUCUGAGGCAAUUCCUUUGAGCACCUUCAUUCUGCUAUCCAAGUUAGGCAUCCUGGUAGAUAGUUUCUGAAUCAUCUAUAAUCAAAGAACACAGAUUCGUAAGAAAACAUAGACGUCUCGAAAACUAAAGAUGUUGUUAAUCCCAAACUUUGCUCACCUUGUAGUUAACUCCACAAUUAUUUCUCAACUCAGCUGCUCGCGCAGCAAAUUCCUUCCCAAAACAAGAGGUUAGAAAUGUUCGAAUUUCUUGAAGUUCGGGGAAGUCCCCGCAUCUUGUAGCCGCAUAGAUCAAGCUCGAUGCCGCCUCAGUAAGUUCCUCUGGACAAGUUCUGCAUCCAAACGCACAGAAACGUGAACAAGUCAAUCAAAACAUGGCGUAAAAUGUCAUCUACAUAUAUUCAAGGGGGGAAAAAACGAACUUUUGACCGUCAAUGAGGUUGAUCCUUUCAAUCAACUGAUGAAGAUAGCUUUCUAUCAUAACAUACGCAUCCAGCAUGUUCUGCUCCUUGAUCACUUGUUCAACCUAAACCACCAGCCAAUUCCAUUUUCAGAACCCGAGAAAACCCAAAAACAAUAAUUAAAAGGCAUGUAACCAACCAAGUAUUACUAACCCGAAGAAGAGCUCUUUCAUGCUGGCCGAGGUUUAAGAGCUGAAGAACAUCAGAACGGGCAAUGUUAAGCCGUGCUUCGCGCUGGUUUUUCAAGACACAAAGCCUCGAAAUACCGAGGUUUAUGGUGGGCUUAAUCUUGCGACCCUUGUUUCUUCUUCCCAAUAGAGCAUCAAGCUUCUUCCCCAUCGUCUAGUAUUUUCUUGUUACUCAAUUUGGCUCAAAACAAAAGUGUGUAUAUUACUUUCAGCUUCAGCUUUCAACAACAGUGAGAUAAGGAUAACUAUUAAAAAACACUAGAAGGAAACAAACGAGCCUGGCUCGUUCGUACCUUUAGGUGAUGACGGAGGAAAGAACGAAAAUGGUUGUAUAUUUUUGUAUGCGGAUGAUUUAUAUAUGCCUUGAAUAUUCUUUACUGUCACUGUGUGUUGUGUGUGAAACUGAGAAGGAUUAAUGAAAGGGAAGUUGGGAGGAAAUGAUUGAGAUGAAACAUGAGCGUGUAUAAUAUCUUUG
Molecule: messenger RNA, 3735 nt
Organism: Oldenlandia corymbosa var. corymbosa
Lineage: Eukaryota; Viridiplantae; Streptophyta; Magnoliopsida; Gentianales; Rubiaceae
Source: the annotation of a GenBank genome assembly